CAGAGCCGCCGCGCUGCAUAACGGCGCAGUGACGGGCUGUGCGGCCGGUUGCCGGCUGCCGCGCAUGCGCAGAGGCGUUGCCGCCCCUUCCAUUCCGUUCCGUCUGUCACCUCACAAUCGGGCGGCGGCGGGACCGGCACCGGGGCCGCCCUUUCCCCUUCCCCUCCGCCCGCCAGGGCUCCGGCUGCCGCCCGGCGGCCGUGCCCGCGCCCCCAUGGAGGAGCCGCUGGCCCUGCACCCGGUGAAGCUCUAUGUGUACGACCUGUCCAAGGGCAUGGCCCGGCGCCUCAGCCCCCUCAUGCUGGGGAAACAGCUGGAUGGCAUCUGGCAUACCUCCAUAAUAGUCCAUAAGGAUGAGUUCUUCUAUGGCAGUGGAGGAAUCUCCAGCUGUGCACCUGGAGGGACACUUCUUGGCCCCCCAGACUCAGUUGUUGACCUGGGGAACACUGAAGUCACAGAAGAAAUUUUUCUGGAAUAUCUUUCCUCAUUGGGGGAAUCUAUGUUCCGAGGAGAGUCUUAUAACCUCUUUGAACAUAACUGCAACACCUUCAGUAAUGAAGUGGCACAGUUCCUGACAGGAAGAAAAAUCCCUUCCUACAUCACUGACCUUCCAGCUGAAGUUCUUGCCACACCUUUUGGACAAGCUUUAAGGCCCCUCCUGGACUCCGUCCAGAUCCAGCCACCCGGAGGAAAUACCUUCAGCAGACAUAACGGACAGAGCUAACAGGAGUGACCCAGUCUGCCCAGCCUCACCAGGCCUCUUCCUUUUUAAACGUGAAUCUACCAGAUUUCUAUUUUAUAACUUCCCAUCAGAAUUAACUCUACAGAAGUUACAAGACAAGUUUUAAAAUUUCCUAGGGAGAGGAUUUAUCAGGGUGCAUGUAAGACAAUGCUACCAAAAAGAUUGCCAUAAUUUCUAAUAGUAUCAUACUAAUUUAUAAAGGCUGUCUUGUCCGAGUAGGCUGACACUUUCUAAGUAACUCCCGUGCUGGUAAGUGGGAAUUCAUUCCAUAAGGAUUCAAGGGCCCAUUACACAAUUUGGAGUAAACAAGGGGAUGUCCUAGCCAUCCCUUGCAGGCUUGCAUCUCUUUCUCCUGUCACUGUCUAUAUUAUAGGGGUAUUUGCUGAAGUCUGUAGCAAAAAGACAAAGGAAGUAUUGGUAGCCUAGGAAGUGAAGGUGUCUCAGGAUUAGUCUUCGGUGUAUUUCAUUGACAUAAUGUUAUUUGCUCAGGGGAAAAGCUGAACUCAUCUGAUUAGCAUAUUUGCAGUGGCACGGCUGUGUGGGAAAGGUGAUCAAGCUGAACUGUGUGUCAGUGUCACACUCCAUAGUUGAAACUUUCAAUGGGACUAGCUGUGUGUGGGAGGGAGGCUGGAACCGAAGGUUACGAAGAGCUUCGUAAUGCUAGAUCUGAGAGUUACGGGAAAGAACCAGCUGAAAGAACAGAAUCUCAUGAGUAGAAGUGGUAGAAACAAAUUUCACGUGAAAGUAAAAUGAAGUAAAAUGUUCCUUUUCUCGCAUGUAAGCUUAUCCACAGA
Harpia harpyja (harpy eagle) is the source of this 1536-nucleotide messenger RNA. RefSeq names its product desumoylating isopeptidase 1 (gene DESI1). The coding region runs from base 65 to 724 and encodes 219 amino acids. Gene Ontology annotation, molecular function: peptidase activity. The record is from RefSeq and is a predicted model, not a curated record. The transcript has 6 exons. Gene Ontology annotation, biological process: protein modification by small protein removal. NCBI's taxonomy places the organism in Eukaryota, Metazoa, Chordata, Aves, Accipitriformes, Accipitridae.